Molecule: messenger RNA, 1193 nt
Organism: Charadrius vociferus (killdeer)
Lineage: Eukaryota; Metazoa; Chordata; Aves; Charadriiformes; Charadriidae
Gene: NSDHL
Product: NAD(P) dependent steroid dehydrogenase-like
Exons: 7
Coding region: 1-1041 (346 amino acids)
Biological process (GO): steroid biosynthetic process
Molecular function (GO): 3-beta-hydroxy-Delta5-steroid dehydrogenase (NAD+) activity
Source: RefSeq, a predicted model, not a curated record
AUGGCCACACGCCUCAGAUCGGCUGGUAAGAAAUGUACAGUGAUCGGCGGGUCAGGAUUCUUAGGCCAGCACAUGGUGGAGCAGCUCCUGGAGAAGGGUUAUGCCGUCAACGUGUUUGAUAUUCAGAAGAGAUUUGACAAUGACAGAGUGCAGUUCUUCCUGGGAGACCUUUGCGACAAAGAGGCUUUGCUCCCAGCUUUGCAAGGUGUGUCAGUGGCAUUUCAUUGUGCAUCACCAGCACCUUCAAGUGACAACAAGGAACUGUUUUAUAAGGUGAAUUUUAUGGGAACCAAAGCAGUCAUUGAAGCCUGCAAAGAAGCUGGAGUGCAGAAACUGGUGUUAACUAGCAGUGCCAGUGUAGUUUUUGAGGGCACAGACAUAAAAAAUGGAUCAGAAGACCUCCCUUAUGCAAAAAAACCUAUCGACUAUUACACAGAGACGAAGAUCCUACAGGAGAAGGAAGUGCUCAGUGCGAAUGACCCAGGCAAUAAUUUCUUCACUACUGCUAUUCGUCCCCAUGGAAUAUUUGGUCCUAGGGACCCUCAGCUGGUUCCCAUCCUCAUCCAAGCAGCUAAGAGCGGCAAAAUGAAGUUCAUAAUUGGGGAUGGAAAGAACUUGGUGGAUUUCACCUAUGUGGAAAACGUGGUCCAUGGACACAUCCUGGCUGCAGAAAAUCUUCAGAAAGACUCUCCCCUGUGUGGGAAGGCAUUUCAUAUCACAAAUGAUGAACCAGUUCCUUUCUGGGCUUUCAUGUCCCGUAUCUUGACUGGCUUGAACUACGAUGCUCCCAAGUACCAUAUUCCCUAUUGGCUGGCGUAUUACCUGGCCCUGUUCCUGUCCCUAGUGCUGUGGCUGCUCAGUCCGCUGGUCACCAUCAAGCCCACUUUUACCCCCAUGCGGGUAGCAUUAGCUGGAACGUUUCACUACUACAGCUGUGAACGAGCUAAAAGAGACAUGGGCUACAAACCAGUGGUGAGCUUGGAUGAAGCGAUAGACAGGACUCUGCAGAGCUACCCCCACCUACGCCGGGCUAAGGCCUGAGAAGUCCUAGAUGGAUUUUUUCCUACUUGAUUUUUGUAAUUGCUUUGACAUCUUAACGUGAACACUGAAGCAAAUUUCACUAAUUCUCUGGAACAGGGAGUUUUCCCGAAGUUCCUCCUCCUCCUCACCAUUAUCAAGACGGCUUUAUCUGG